Molecule: messenger RNA, 2495 nt
Organism: Musa acuminata AAA Group (dessert banana)
Lineage: Eukaryota; Viridiplantae; Streptophyta; Magnoliopsida; Zingiberales; Musaceae
Product: protein ENHANCED DISEASE RESISTANCE 2-like
Exons: 11
Coding region: 378-2132 (584 amino acids)
Source: RefSeq, a predicted model, not a curated record
CGGAAGACGCCAUUGGCGGACCGCUAUAAAUUGCGGCGGGCUUGAGCUUGGCCCUUCCUCGUCUCCCUCUCGUCUCCGACGGAAGGGCGGCACCCGCCGGCGGUCUUCCAUGCCAAAUGUUGGGAUGCAGGCUGAAACCCGAAGGCUUCAAGACCCCAAUAAAUGGUUGGGACAUCGUUUGGUUGUCGAUGCGUACCUCAUCGAGUGUCUCCGGACUUGAAUUGCUUUCCUGGAGUAGACUGACAUUAAGGAUGUGGAUUUUGCAGCUUCUCUAGCUCUCGAGAUGUCGUAUUAGAUCUCUUCACAGACUAUACCAGCUCGGUUUUCCCGUUUGCUUCUCCUGAUUGUUCAAGGCCACAUAGUACUAAUUCGUCGUCAUGGGUACCUGUAUGUCAACAUCGAACAGAAGAUCUAGGUCACGGAAGUAUUCUAUUCGGUGGAGAAAAUGCCGUGGAAAGAUUUCAGCAUCAGUUCCUGAUGCACCCGCAACUAGGAAAUGCGAUAUAGCAAAUCAUCUUCCUCACAGUCACUUCGUUCAUGUUAAGACUGCUGCAACAACUCGCCGGAAAUCUGAGGUUUCAAAUCUCGCGUUUCAUCUUACUCAGUUGCAAUGGCAUCACAGUCAGAUGGAGAAAAAUGGGUUAUGCCCAGAAGAAGUAUGGUUUGACUCUGUCAGUGUUUUAGAAUCUGAAUCUGAUGAUGACUUUAGUAGUGUUAGUGGAGAUUGUCUUCCCUCGGUAAACGGUACGAUUGGGACCCAAAUGCUGCAGCAUGAAAAUGCUUCGCUCGUAGUGGAUGAGGCAUGCAAGUUUGAGGAAUUUCACGACAGCACAUCAAUCUCUUUGGGAUUUGAACAGCACACUGAAGCAGAUGGAAUCAGAAGUUCUAAGCUCUCAAGCAAAGAUGAGUUUGAAGAUACAGAUAGACUCAAGAUUAUUAACCCGCAAGGCUCUGAAUCUCAGUUGGAAAAGGUUAAUGAAGGAAAGCUUAGGAACCAGAUCGAAAGUUCCAGCAAAGUGAAAAAGGUCUUAGAGGAUAUACGUGGUAGCUUUAAAGGCUUGAAAGAAAUAAUACACGACACAGAGGAAAAAUUUCGUGAAAGCACAUUGAAGCAGUUGACUUCAUCUUGUGCACCUCAGUUGGUUCCUUCGAUUAGCUUUAACGAUAAAGAAAAACAGUUUCCUAGUGCUAGCCCACAGUGUCUGAAAAGGAGGUCGGCAGUGAUCAGGCUUUCAUUUAAGAGAAGAUCAAAAGAUGCUACUGAAUUCUGUGCUUCCAAGAAAUGCCUAUAUCGUCCAAUGGCAGGACUAUCAGUUCCAUGCUCAACUGGAGAAAAGCCAUUGCAAGGAUGCUGGUCAAUUCUUGAGCCAUCGUCCUUUAAGCUUCGUGGGGAGAGCUACUUCAGAGACAAGAAAAAAUCCCCUGCUCCACGACAGACUCCAUACACUCCGAUUGGUGUCGAUUUGUUUUUGUGCCCACGUAAAGUGAACCACAUUGCUCAGCACAUUGAGCUUCCUUCUACGAAGGCGCACGAGAAAGUUCCCUCCCUGCUAAUUGUCAACAUCCAGCUCCCGACUUAUCCUGCUGCUAUAUUUCUUGGUGAUAGCGAUGGGGAAGGGAUGAGCCUUGUACUAUACUUCAAGGUAUCAGACAAUUUUGACAAAGAGAUUUCUACCCAAUUUCAGGAUAGCAUUAGGCGACUAGUAGACGAUGAAGUAGAAAAGGUUAAAGGGUUUGCAAUGGACUCAACCAUUCCCUAUAGAGAAAGACUUAAGAUACUUGCUGGAUUAGCAAAUCCCGAGGAUCUACACUUGAAUAGUGCAGAAAAGAAGCUUGUGCAGGCUUACAAUGAAAAGCCAGUGCUUUCACGCCCUCAACACAAUUUUUACCAGGGUUCGAAUUACUUUGAAAUUGACCUGGAUGUUCACCGCUUUAGCUACCUAUCGAGAAAGGGAUUCGAAGCAUUUAGAGAGCGAUUGAAGCAUGGAAUUCUUCAUCUGGGUUUAACCAUCCAGGCACAGAAGCAGGAGGAGCUACCAGAGCAUGUCCUCUGCUGUGUGAGGUUAAACAGGAUCGAUUUCGUGGACAUCGGGCAGAUGCCAGCACUCAUGACGGUUGACCAUGACAUGUAGGAGCCGAUUAAGCUGUGCCAAAACUUGUAUAAUUGGUCAAUUACAAUUGAUCCACAGCAGACAUUUUGAAGAAGGAUGAUAGUUUCAGCAGGCCUUUGAUUCAUUCAGAUUGGCUGUGGCAUAUGUUCUCUACAAUCACAUUGAGAUGAGAACUGAGCUAAAAAUGCACUUAAAAUUAGUCAGGGAUGUAGGAUAAGAAAACCCGAAAGGGAGUGUUUUUUAUAAGAUUAUCUCUGUUGAAACUAGAAAAUUUCAUCCUUAUGAUGUACAUAUGGUCUGAACUGCAACUUUUUUCUUUCUUUUUCUUUUGUUCUGGAAAGAGGAGAUUAACUCUCAGUUCUAGUAUCUUUUUUUUCAUGUCCA